Messenger RNA from Cygnus olor (mute swan), 2912 nucleotides. RefSeq names its product WAP, follistatin/kazal, immunoglobulin, kunitz and netrin domain containing 1 (gene WFIKKN1). Lineage: Eukaryota; Metazoa; Chordata; Aves; Anseriformes; Anatidae. The coding region runs from base 988 to 2715 and encodes 575 amino acids. Gene Ontology annotation, molecular function: serine-type endopeptidase inhibitor activity; transforming growth factor beta binding; receptor antagonist activity. Gene Ontology annotation, cellular component: extracellular region. Gene Ontology annotation, biological process: negative regulation of transforming growth factor beta receptor signaling pathway. The transcript is spliced from 3 exons. The record is from RefSeq and is a predicted model, not a curated record.
AUCUGGCUGGGAGCAAGGGCCGGCUCCUGCCAGCUUAGGGAUGGCUCCGGGAAGUGCUGUGCAAGGCUGAGGUGGGAUUGCAGCCCAGGCACAGCGUCCAGCCGGGGUCUGGAAUGGCCAGGCGCUGCCUCCCAGGCACUCCUCAGAUCAGAAAAAUACAGAGCGCAAAAACCCAGCUGCAAAUCAUCAUCGGGUGUUGCUGGAGCGGGGAGGGAGGGCCAGCUACAAACCUGUGGGUUUACGGGGGGCUCGGCGAGCCCGCAGGUGCCGAGAAGAGAAGGCAGACGUGGGGUGGGGGUCCCGGAGCAGCCCCGCAGCCGGGCCUGCAGCCCCCCAGCCCCACUGCCCAACCGCUGCAGCCCAGCUCUCCGGCCGGCGAUGCCGUGGGGCUGGGGGCUGCGGCUGCUUCCCCGCCAGCAGACCCGGGGUGGCCGAGCCACGGCGGGCAGACAACAGGCUCUGGCUGUUUUCUCAUCCUGCAGGAAUUCGACUCCAUGGGCCGGGCAUUUUUUUUCCCCUCCUUUCACUCUCUCUCUUUGGAGACUUUCCGCAUUCUGCCUUUGAUCUCCCCCCUGUGUUUGCCCAGUCGAUCGGCUCAGACGGGGUUAGAGGCUGAGGUCAGCGCCUUUUCCAUUCCAAACACCCAGAAACAUCAGUGAGAAGGGAGGGGAUUCAGAUUACAACCUUCCCGUCCUCCCCUUCCACCCCUGCCCCACACGCAGGCUGCACCCCAGCCCCACUGCCCGCUCCCGCCGUGCUGGGAGCCUGGCCCUGCCGCCGCUGCCACAGCUUUGGGGUGCCAGGCAUGGAGUGAGCCCCCCGCCAGCACGGGGACACCGGCGAGGCUGAGCCACCGCUGCGCGAUGCUGUCCCCAUCACCCUGAGAGCUCAACGAUGGACGGAGGUGCCGGGCAGCAUCUCCAGAGAGACAGCAUGCUCCAGGCGUGCUAAACCGCAGAGCCUCGCAGCAGGGCACAGGGCAGCCAGAUGCCUCGCCGGAGUUUCGGCCGCCCGGGACCCAGGUCGCGCGCAGGCAGGCGGCAGCUCGGCAGGGCUGAGCCGAUGCGUGCGGCGCUGCUCUUGCCCUUGCUGGCCGCCGCCGCCGCCGGGCUGAGCCUGCAGCCGGCCAGGAUGCGGCACCUGGGGGUCUGCCCCAACCAGCUGAACCCCAACCUGUGGGUGGACGCGCAGAGCACCUGCGAGCGGGAGUGCCAGGCCGACCAGGACUGCGAGGGCUUUGAGAAGUGCUGCACCAACGUCUGCGGGCUACGCAGCUGCGUGGCCGCCCGCUUCGCCGACGGCAGCCUGCCGGCGCUGGAGCUGGGGCGCGGGCCCUCGUGCGAGAGCUUCGUCUGCGCACAGCAGGGCUCCGACUGCGACAUCUGGGACGGGCAGCCCGUCUGCAAGUGCAAGGACCGCUGCGAGAAGGAGCCCAACUUCACCUGCGCCUCCGACGGCCUCACCUACUACAACAAGUGCUACAUGGAUGCCGAGGCGUGCCUCCGCGGCACGCGCCUCACCACCGUGCCCUGCAAGUACAUCUUCACCUGGCCCGACACCAGCCCCGUGCCGCGGGAGACGACGGCGCGGCCUACGCCAGGCGCCGGCCCCGAGGUGCCGGUGCCCCCCGCCCUCUACAGCAACCCCUUCCACCAGUCGGUGCGCGCCGGCGGCACCGUCAGCUUCCGCUGCGACGUCAGCGGCCGCCCGCGGCCCGACAUCACCUGGGAGAAGCAGAGCGACCGGGCCGAGAACUUCAUCAUGCGGCCGGACCAGAUGUACGGCAACGUGGUGGUCACCAACAUCGGGCAGCUGGUCAUCUACAACGCCCGCCAAGAGGACGCCGGCAUCUACACCUGCACCGCCAGGAACGCCGCCGGGCUGCUGCGCGCCGACUUCCCGCUCUCGGUGCUCAAGCGGGAGCCCGGGGGGGCCCCGCGAGCCAGCAGCCCCCAGCCCUUCCCCAGCGCCGAGUGCCUGAAGGAGCCCGACCGGCGCCGCUGCGAGGCCCUGGAGGUGCGCUGGCACUUCGACGCCAAGCAGGGCUCCUGCCUCACCUUCCGCUACGGCGGCUGCGGCGCCAACAGGAACCACUUUGAGACGUAUGAGGAGUGCCGUGCCGCCUGCCUGGGCAGCGCCCGGCCCACCUGCCUGCUGCCCAUGGUGCAGGGCCCCUGCCAGAACUGGGAGCCCCGCUGGGCCUACAACCACCUGCUGAAGCAGUGCCACUCCUUCGUCUAUGGCGGCUGCGAGGGCAACAACAACAACUUCGACAGCAAGGAGACCUGCGAGGACGUAUGCCCCUUCCCCAAGAGCCUGCAGUGCAAGGCCUGCCGCCUCAAGAGCAAGAUGGUGCUGAGCCUCUGCCGCAGCGACUUCGCCAUCGUGGGGCGGCUGAUGGAGAUCGUCGAGGACCAGGACUCUGGCAUCGCCCGCUUCGCCCUCGAGGACGUCCUCAAGGAUGAGAAGAUGGGCCUCAAGUUCUUCAACAUCAAGUAUCUGGAAGUGACCUUGACCGACAUGGACUGGAGCUGCCCCUGCCCCAACAUGACGGCCGAGGACGGGCCGCUCAUCAUCAUGGGCGAGGUGCACGACGGCAUGGCCACGCUGGACCCCAGCAGCUACGUCCGGGCAGCCAACGACAAGCGGGUGAAGAAGAUCUACGAGCUGAUGGAGAAGAAAACCUGCGACCUCCUCAACCGCUUCCAGGACUAGGGGCGAGCCAGGAUGCGCAGACGCGGGGGCUGUGGGGCUGCAGACCCCUGCCGGGGGAGGGACUGCACAGCCAAGCCCGCAGCUUUUAUUUAGCAGUUAUCACCAUUUUGUAGUUCCCUCCCCUGUAAUUUAUCUGUCUGCAUGCCCUCCCUGUGUACCCCCAGCCUGGGCAGCAGCAAUAAAAGACUGGGCUGGGU